GUGUCGGUGCACAGUCUGUGUGUGGUACAGCGCGCGACGGAGGAACUGGGUACCCAACUGCAGGCUGGCGGUGCAUUUCACAACGGUCGACAUUUUUAACAGAAAUAACCGGUUUAGUCGCCAAGUUCCAAUAUCGGGACUUUCGCGGACUGCUACUGGAUCCAUCGCAGGUUGUGUUUGAAGUUGUCUGCGGUCAAUAGUCGAGAGGUUUCCAGCGUCCGAUCGGACGGAGCGACGCUCCCCCCCUCGAAUCGCUGGCUUUAAAGGACUCUCAGGGGCCAAAGAAGAAGUGUGUAAAAAACAGAAACGACGAUAGAUAUUUUUCGCCUCCGUCAGUCCGCGGUGACGGUAACAAGUCAAGGAUAUUAAGCUGUGUGUGGAUACUAUUUACCUGUGCAGAGGAGGGGAGGAAGCAGCCAAGACAAAGGUACAAAGAAAGGAAAGGCAGAGGAGGUGAUACAUCCAGGGGUUGGGGUCUGAGAGUGCACCUCGCAGCCGAGAAAAGGCUUUGUCCGCCGCCAUCCUGCGUACAUAGGGGAGGGGGUGGCGGUGAUUUACCGCACCUUCAGUGGGAUUACGAAAAGAAAGGGGGAGAAAAACACAUCCAUUCCCUUGUGUAAAAGACUCGACAUGUAUCCACAAGGCCGGCAUCCGGCACCUCACCAGCCAGGGCAACCUGGCUUCAAGUUCACAGUGGCAGAGUCCUGCGAUAGGAUCAAAGACGAAUUUCAGUUCCUACAGGCCCAGUAUCACAGUCUUAAAGUGGAAUAUGAUAAACUGGCCAAUGAAAAGACAGAAAUGCAGCGCCACUAUGUCAUGUACUAUGAGAUGUCCUACGGGCUCAACAUUGAGAUGCACAAACAGACUGAGAUUGCCAAACGCCUCAAUGCAAUUCUGGCUCAGAUCAUGCCGUUCUUGUCACAAGAGCAUCAACAGCAGGUGGCUCAGGCUGUUGAACGGGCCAAGCAGGUGACAAUGACUGAGCUAAAUGCUAUCAUCGGGGUACGUGGACUUCCCAAUCUGCCUCUAACUCAGCAGCAGCCGCCACCUCAUGUCUACCCAGCCUUCAUGCAACAGCAGCUUCAGGCUCAGCACCUCUCUCACGCUGCCCACGGACCCCCAGUCCAGCUGCCCCCUCACCCUUCCGGCCUGCAGCCGCCCGGCAUCCCUCCUGUGACAGGCGCUGGCUCUGGCCUGCUGGCUCUGGGUGCUCUUGGCAGCCAGGCCCACCUGCCUGUAAAGGAUGAAAAGAACCACCAUGACCUGGAGCACAGAGGCCCCUCAUCUUUUCACUCGCCUCUGGCCAUUCCUCUGAAAGAGCGAGAGUCCAGCACGAAUAACUCAGUGUCACCAUCAGACAGCCUGCGGGCAGCGAGCGAGAAGCACCGCAGCUCUUCAGACUAUGGCCACGACUCCAAAAAACGCAAAGUGGACGACAAAGACAGCAGAUAUGUGAGUGACAGUGACGGAGACAAAAGUGAUGACUUGGUGGUGGAUGUUUCCAAUGAGGAUCCAGCCACGCCUCGAGUCAGCCCUGCUCACUCUCCUCCUGAAAAUGGCCUGGAUAAGUCACGAGUGCUGAAGAAGGAUGCUGCCCCCAACAGCCCCGCCUCUGUCGCCUCCUCGGGCAGCACACCAUCUUCUAAGGCGAAGGACCACGCCCAUAAUGACAAGUCGUCCACACCGAGUCUGAAGUCCAACACACCUACACCAAGAAAUGAGGCGCCCACACCAGGAACCAGCACAACUCCAGGACUGCGACCUUUACCAAUGGGCAAACCACCCGGCAUGGAGGCUUUAGCUGCCCCAGCCCUGCGUACACCUAUGUCCAUCGCCGGUUCAUAUGCAUCCCCAUUUGCCAUGAUGGGUCAUCAUGAGAUGAAUGGAUCCCUUACCAGUCCAGGCGUGUAUCCAGGUCUUAUUUCGCCACAGAUGAGUGCUGCAGCUGUUGCCGCCUAUGGACGCUCGCCAAUUGCAGGGUUUGACCCUCAUCCUCACAUGAGAGCUCCAGGCCUGCCAGCAAGCCUGACUUCUGGAGGAAAGCCAGCUUAUUCUUUUCAUGUCAGUGCAGAUGGUCAGAUGCAGCCCGUGCCCUUUCCUCCAGAUGCACUGAUAGGCCCUGGGAUCCCGCGGCAUGCUCGUCAGAUCAACACACUGAGCCAUGGAGAAGUGGUGUGCGCCGUCACCAUCAGCAACCCCACACGUCAUGUCUACACUGGUGGAAAGGGUUGUGUCAAAAUCUGGGAUAUCAGCCAGCCGGGCAGUAAGAGCCCAGUGUCCCAACUCGACUGCCUGAACAGAGACAAUUACAUCCGCUCCUGCAAGCUGUUGCCUGAUGGCCGCACCCUGAUAGUGGGUGGCGAGGCCAGCACGCUGACCAUCUGGGACUUGGCUUCACAGACACCCCGGAUAAAGGCAGAACUCACUUCUUCUGCUCCAGCCUGUUACGCACUGGCCAUCAGCCCUGACGCCAAGGUCUGCUUCUCCUGCUGUUCUGAUGGAAACAUUGCCGUCUGGGACCUCCAUAACCAGACCCUUGUCAGACAAUUCCAGGGCCACACAGAUGGAGCAAGCUGUAUUGAUAUCUCCCAUGAUGGGACCAAACUGUGGACCGGAGGGCUCGACAACACAGUCCGCUCCUGGGAUCUGAGAGAGGGUCGACAGCUCCAGCAACAUGAUUUUACCUCACAGAUCUUCUCGUUAGGUUAUUGUCCCACUGGGGAAUGGCUGGCUGUGGGUAUGGAGAGCAGCAACGUGGAGGUGCUUCACCACACCAAGCCUGACAAGUACCAGCUGCAUCUGCAUGAAAGCUGUGUGCUUUCACUCAAGUUCGCCUACUGUGGUAAAUGGUUUGUGAGCACAGGGAAGGACAACCUGCUGAACGCAUGGAGGACCCCUUAUGGUGCCAGCAUAUUUCAGUCAAAGGAGUCGUCCUCCGUCCUGAGCUGUGACAUCUCGGCAGAUGACAAAUACAUCGUGACAGGAUCUGGUGACAAGAAGGCCACCGUCUACGAGGUCAUCUAUUAGAGAGGAUUUCUAUUUCUUUUCCUGAACAACUGUGGACUACGGCUGUUUGAGGCAAACUACACUUGUGGGAUUAAGGAGCGCUGUUGGCCAAUGGAUGUACUGGAAACAAGUUACUUUUUUGUCCCUUUGUUUUAGGAUGGCACGUUUUAUCCUGUUCUGAGAGUCUUCCCCCCCCCCCCCCCUUUCAGAAUAUUUGGAUGUAACCUGGUGAAGCAGAGCUUCAUUUCUGAGAAAUUUAUUUCCCAGACAUCUUGUGCAAAAUGUACAUAUCGGAUUAAAUAACAAUUUUUAUAUAUAUAUAUAUAUAUAUUAUAAAAAUAUAUAUAUUUUCAUGUCCUGGGUGUACUUGUGAUUAUCGUUUUGGUUCACUCAUGUCCGUAAUAACCGAGUGACAGACCAGAACAUGGACACAAACUUAAACUAUUUUAAGCAGAUUUUCUUAAAGCACAUUCUGCUGGCUGAUAUUUACAAAAAUCAAACUGAGGAGCACGGAUCUCUGCACAUAGGAGUCUGUGGAGAUUUGAAAAUGGCCUUUUGUCACAGUGCUCUUACCGGAUGAUAAAAACUUUCUGGAUCUGCAACACAGAGCCCUUUGACUCAGGUGGAGCUUUGGCUGGAUUGGACCAUUCUGGGAUCAAAGGGAGGACACAAUGACACAAUUCAGGAACAGAAAUGGAUGUAAAUUUACAUACAUGUACAAAGGAGAAAAAAAAAAGCUUACAAGUGUACAAAUUGUUUUGCUCUGUCUGUGCUUUUGUUCUACCUUGUUUGUGGGAGAGGGGGUGUUGACAUUUAGCCUAACCUUUGGACCUCAUUCCACAGCAGAGGCAUUGCGACAGGCUUAAACUGAAGACUGUGUGCUACUGCUAACUUGACGUAAUACAAAUGUUGAUUGCGCCACAGAUUUUUAGUCAGGCUAAAUUCAAACAGUCCAGUCGUGCCAAUGGGAUCCCUCUGGCUUUUGUAUCUUAUCAAUAUUCCUGGAAUAUGUUUGUUUGGCUGUUACAGGGAAGCAGACCGCACACAUCAGUCUGUCUUCACAGAAAUGUUUAGUGCCUGUAAAUGCUCGCGAGGACAGAGGGAAGCGCAUUUAGAUGUAAACAAAUACUCAAGUUAGCAAAUCAAAAUGAGGGUUAAUAAUUCUGGUUUGUAAACUGUGUUCCUGUCAGCAUUUACAACAAGAAGAUAAAAGGGGCAAAAUGCAGCUCUUAUUCACACCAAAGUAUGUAGCAAAUGCUGUCGGCACCGAAAACAAACCUUUGGUUGUUAAUAAAUCAAUAAAAUUGUUUUUCUAGAA
Molecule: messenger RNA, 4324 nt
Organism: Melanotaenia boesemani (Boeseman's rainbowfish)
Lineage: Eukaryota; Metazoa; Chordata; Actinopteri; Atheriniformes; Melanotaeniidae
Product: transducin-like enhancer protein 3-B
Exons: 22
Coding region: 631-3027 (798 amino acids)
Biological process (GO): regulation of DNA-templated transcription; negative regulation of canonical Wnt signaling pathway
Cellular component (GO): nucleus; transcription regulator complex
Molecular function (GO): protein binding; transcription corepressor activity
Source: RefSeq, a predicted model, not a curated record